AUGGUACAGAAAUGUAGAGAAACUGUGGGAUUCGAGGAGAAACAUCAGAAAGGCUCAAUGUGGAAGAAGAUCAAGCAGGUGACGGAGAGCAGGGUGCAGUGGUUCAGCAAGAGCCAGGAGCCACCAGGCGGCGCUGUUCAGCUCCCACAGCUUGGCACGCGCCCAUCGCACGCGGCUGUGGGGAGCGUAGAGAGCAGGGCAGGGCGUGUGCUCCUCCCACUGCAGCCCUGCCCUCACACACUACAGCAAAACACAGGACGUCCCACGCAGAGAUGCAGACACAGGCAGCGUGCAGCAGCCAUCACUGUGGAGGACACAUUCAGGCAGACACAAGCCGAGAGGAGAAACACAGAGAGACACGGCCAUAAGGAAAGUAGCGUCGCCGUCGUGUUGCCGCAGAAAGCAGAGGAGUGGGAAGACACUUACGACCAAACAAGAGAAGAGAACGUAGAAGUUAUCAAGGUCUAUCUGGAGUCUCGUCCGGGCGCUGAGACUCACCAGCACAACCUGAGGAUGCUGAAUGACGAGGUUUCUCAAAUACAGGAGGUGAGAUACUGUCUGAAGACGCUGAGGGAACAGAUGGCAGCCAGACAGAACACCAACAACAACAAGUGUCCGACCAAUGGCUACAGAGUGAACUUGACACAUGUCCCGCCCCCCGUCACCAACGGCAACGCUGUCAUCGAGGAGGAGAGUGAUGCCGGGGAUAAUCAGGAUGAGACGUCGCGGCUCAGAGAAGCCACGAAGAGGCUGUACGGUCAGCUGAAGGAGAUGGAGAAGCGCCACCGGGAGGAGAAGGAGAGGCUGCAGGCUGAGAACGACAAGUACCGGGCGCGUCUGAGCGAACAGUCACAGCGGCUGCAGACGGAGGAGGAGAGGUCCGAGGAAAGGGGUCAGCAGGUGGAGGAGUUGCAAAGGCUUCUGGGAAAUAUCCAGUUGGAGAGCGGGAUCCUUAAGGACAAGAUGGCUGCAGGGGAGGAGGAACUUGUGCAGCUCAAGGCCCAAAAGGAGGGAGGCCAAAAGAACAAGCAGAGGUGCGCUGAGCUGGAGAAGGAGGUGGCCACAUUAAGGGAGAAGAUCCAUCAUCUGGACGACAUGUUGAAAAGCCAGCAGAGGAAAGUGCGUCACAUGAUUGAGCAGCUGCAGAACUCACGAACCGUCCUGCAAGAAAGAGACCGAUUCAUCCGAGACCUGGAGGAAAAAGUAGCUUUUCUGGAAGCUGAGAACCGAGAGAUGCACGACCACAUGGAGUACCUACUGGCGGGACAAGAGCCUCCUCCUCUGUCCAUCAAUGAGAAAAAGCCAGAAGUGGUUUACAGCAAACCACUUACACCGACGAACCAUGGCAACAAGGCUCUCCCCUUCAUCAAAGUCAUCGAGAUCAAGUCGUGA
Knipowitschia caucasica is the source of this 1392-nucleotide messenger RNA. The record is from the annotation of a GenBank genome assembly. NCBI's taxonomy places the organism in Eukaryota, Metazoa, Chordata, Actinopteri, Gobiiformes, Gobiidae.